This is a messenger RNA of Paraphaeosphaeria sporulosa, 5440 nucleotides long. RefSeq lists its product as uncharacterized. The transcript is spliced from 6 exons. Gene Ontology annotation, molecular function: transcription corepressor activity. The record is from RefSeq and is a predicted model, not a curated record. Lineage: Eukaryota; Fungi; Ascomycota; Dothideomycetes; Pleosporales; Didymosphaeriaceae. Gene Ontology annotation, biological process: negative regulation of transcription by RNA polymerase II. Bases 341 to 5134 code for a protein of 1597 amino acids. Gene Ontology annotation, cellular component: chromatin; Sin3-type complex.
UGCCAUCACCUCCUCUUCAAGAUACCCCACGGCGCACGGCAUUGGCUCGGUCGCGCGUCCUUGCUUUCCUCCCUCCACGCUCUUCUGGCGCAAGUCGCGCCUUCCGGCGGUCACAGCAGCUGUCAGCUGCUUCUCGCUCCUAAUCACCAGUUGACCCUGCGCUGGCGAGCUGCCCUUUGCCGACAAUCGGAACGUCAACGCGCACUUCCUACACCACACAUCCUCUCGGAGCUCUGCAUGAGCUGCCCUCAUUGGUGAUAGCCACCUUUGAUCCUCCAACGCGUCUUCGCACCUCUCGACGCUGCUACGCUUAAAGCCGGCGAGCAGCUGUAACGCCGAGAUGAAUCCAGCGCAUCGCGAAGGAUGGCCCCCGACGCAAUCGCAAGCGUCGGGGCCUGGCCAACAACCAACAGAGCAAGUGCAAGGUCAAACUCAAACGUCUCGGCCACUGGGCUCCUUCGGUCCCGCCAAUGCGACCCAACAGCCGCAGUCCCACACGUCACCGGCCCAGGGCCCGGCGCCUGUACUCCCUCCUCCUUCUGGAGGACCUUUCUACCCCUCCAACGGUGCGUCACAGCAUAGCCAGAGUCUCCCUAGCUUAGCAGGUCUUACGGGACAACCCCCCCAGGCGUCUCCGCACAUGUCCACCCAGCGUCCGCCAUCCUCUGAGGCUGCUCCUAUUGCAACGAAUGCUCAACCUGCCUCUCAGGGACCACCGUACUCGUUGCCUGGUCUCUCGCAGACUCUGCAACAGCAACAGCCACACGGCCCCCCGCCAGGCCAGGCGAACGCAGAUCGCGAGCGAGAGCAUCGCGAACGAGAGACGAGGGAGCGAGAGAUGAUGGAAUCGCAUGCCGCUCAGCAGCACGCAGCACAGCAAGAGGAACUGGUGAAGCGCGAGGCUGAACAGCGAGAACGCGAGAUUCGAGAGCGACAGCAGCAGGAACAGGUGACACACGAGAACCACGCUGCGCCCAUUCAGAUACAUCAGCCGGUGGCAGUCGCGCCUUCAACGCGGACGGUCCACGGCCCGAAUGGACUCUUGGGACAAUCAGGACCUUUGGGCGGACCGGCGAUGACGGCACCGAAUGCCCCGAACAACAUCUUUGGAGGCGCAGUUGUCCAGCCUGUCCAGCAGGGCGAGACCACUCCGAGGAUGCAGCACGCCGUCCAGCCUCCGCCGCAACCAUCCAUGCUCAUGCCCUUCGCUGGGCCCCAAAGCGCCGCUGCAGCAAUGGCCAUGGGCCAAGGACAGCAGCCCAUUCUGAAUGAUGCACUCAGCUAUCUCGAUCAAGUCAAGGUCCAAUUUGCGGAACACCCUGAUGUGUACAACCGGUUUCUGGACAUCAUGAAGGACUUCAAGAGCGGUGCGAUCGACACCCCCGGUGUAAUUGAGCGGGUAUCGACGCUCUUUGCUGGCAACCCAAAUCUUAUCCAGGGCUUCAAUACCUUUCUCCCCCCUGGCUACAAGAUCGAAUGCGGUACGAAUGGCGAUCCCAAUGCAAUUCGUGUUACCACGCCGAUGGGUACAAUGGUGUCCACUAUGCCCGCUCCGCGGCCCCUCUCUCCACCCCGAAACGCAGCUGUGAACGGCAAUGCGCCACCCACGGAGACUACUUUCUACGAUGGUCAAGGGCGGUGGGCACAGAACAUUAGGGACAUUCGCCCUCCCCAAGCUGCAGAGGCACAGGACCCUGCUUUCUCCCCGAACGCUCGUAACCUAGGUCAAGCAUUGUUUGGUCCGCAACAAGGCCAAGUUGGCCCCGCGCCUCUCUCUCCAGAGGCUACAGCUCGUCCCCACCCUGAUGCUGCUGCUUCGGCUGCGACUCUCGCGCAUCAACAGGAGCAACGUGGUGUAUCUCAACUGCAGAACGCUGUCUCCGCUGCUGCUGGACGCUCGAUCUUAUCACCUGGCGGUGACAUCUCAACGCCAAUGGCGGGACAGGCACUGAACGGUGUUGCUCAAGGCGCUCAAGGAGGUGCUGGUGCUGAGAAGCGUGGCCCGGUUGAGUUCAAUCACGCUAUCAGCUACGUGAACAAGAUCAAGAAUCGGUUCGCGUCCCAACCAGACAUUUACAAACAAUUUCUCGAAAUUCUCCAAACAUACCAACGCGAGUCAAAGCCCAUUCAGGAUGUUUAUGCGCAAGUCACAAACCUCUUCGGCGCUGCCCCAGAUCUGCUGGAGGAUUUCAAGCAAUUCCUGCCCGAGUCGGCGGCUCAGCAUCGAGCCCAGCAAGCCGCGCGUCACAAUGAAGAAGCUGCCAUGCUGAGCAAUGCACGAGGAGACGCAGGGUACGGUCAAGCACCCAGCCAUCAACAAACACCCCGCGCGGAUACUUCACGUUUGCCACCAAUGGGCAAUUUUGCACCCACCCCCACAGCAAACCGGGACAACAAGAGGAAACGUGGUGAACGUCAAGGCGCAGGUGCAGCCGCAGCAACUAUGCCUACUCCCAUGCCACAAGACGUCCAGCAAUCUAGUGUACGCAGUACUUAUGGACAAGGAACUGCUAGUAAGCGCGCCAAAACAGGCCAUGCGAAGCAACCCAUCGUCGUGGAUGCAGCGCCAUUGUCCCCGACACUCAUUCCAGCACCGCCGGCACCAAUGCCUCCAACUACGACAUCGAACCCCUCUCAGGAGGAUUUGGCCUUCUUCGAUCGAGUCAAAAAGUUCAUCGGCAACAAGAACACCAUGAACGAGUUCCUGAAGCUAUGUAAUCUUUUCUCUCAGGAUCUGAUCGACAAGAGCUUGCUCCUAUACCGUGCUCAGUCAUUUAUUGGUGGCAAUCAAGAGCUUUACGCGUGGUUCAAGAGGUUCCUUGGCGAGGACGAAGAGCAAUCGUCAACGCAGCCUAAGACCGUGAACUCCCGCGUGUCUCUGUCCAACUGCCGCAGCUUCGGGCCCAGCUACCGAUUGUUACCCAAGCGGGAGCGCGAGCGGCUCUGCAGUGGCCGAGAUGAGCUUUGCCGAUCUGUCCUGAACGACGAGUGGGCCUCGCAUCCGACCUGGGCAUCUGAAGACUCCGGCUUCGUCGCUCAUCGCAAGAAUCAAUUCGAGGAAGGACUCCACAGAAUUGAGGAGGAGCGUCACGACUACGAUACAAACAUCGAAGCAUGCAGUCGGACGAUCCAGCAGCUUGAGCCAAUCGCCGGCCAGCUUCUUACGAUGAAGCCCGAAGAUCGAGCCAACUUUGUCCUCCCCCCUGGUCUUGGUGGCCAGAGCGAGACCAUCUACAAGAAAGUCAUUAUGAAGAUUUACGGUCGAGAGCGAGGUGCGGAGGUCAUUCGUGAGCUCUUCCAAAUGCCCUGGAGUGUAGUCCCGGUCCUUCUCCAUAGGCUGAAAGCGAAACUCGAGGAUUGGAAGGCGGCCCAGCGCGAGUGGGAGAAGGUCUGGCGGGAUCAGACGCAGAAGAUUUUCUGGAAGUCGCUCGAUCAUCAGAGCUUGACCGUCAAAGCAAAUGACAAGCGCCAGUUCCAACCGAAAACGUUGCAGAACGAGAUUCAGGUCCGAUACGAAGAACAAAAGCGGCUUCAGGAGAUUCAAGAGAUCACUCAGCCCGACUAUCAGUUCAAGUUCUCGUUCCCAGACGAGGAUGUGCUGUACGAUGUCGCGCACCUCAUCUUGACCUACGCUGAAAACCUCCCCGGCGAUUACUCCAAAGUCACUCCCUUCAUCAAGGAGUUUGUGCCACUGUUCUUUGGCAUUGACAGUGCUAAGUUCGAACAACAUGUUCAGGUAUUUGCUCGGGAGUCCUCGACCAACGGAUCGGGUGAGGACACGCCAAGCGCCGAUGAAGACGUCUCCCAACGCGCACAGAAACACAAGAAGGGAGACUUGCGCCGCGACGUACUGGACCCCCGUGGCAAGUCCCGCAAAGACAAGGAGGGCAGCACUGCCUCUGUCAGCCGCGACAGCUCACCUGGCGCGACAUCUGCGGGAGAGGAGGAGGCGGCCGUCCAGAGCUCGAACUCUGCAAGUCGCGAUGAACGGCCCUCCGUAACGUGGGUUUCUCACACUACCGAGCAAGUCAGCAACCGAGACCCCGAUCCAGAGGAACCUUACCGCCGCAGCGAGUACAACAUGUAUGCGAACGCAUCCAUCUACAACUUCUUCCGCAUGUUCGUCUUUCUUUACGAACGACUCUACAAGCUCAAGGAACGAGAGGUCGAGGUACGCAAGAUCGUCACCCGUGCUCAAAUGUACAAGCCGGCCCACGAGCUCAAGAUGGUGGAUAAGAUGCCCUCGGACUUUUUCAAAGACACUUCGGAUGGCGCGAACUACUAUCAGCAAGUGUUGGAAAUGCUUCAGGACCAGAUCAGUGGCGAGGUCGACAUGGCCCAGAUUGAAGAGACACUUCGCCGAUACUACCUCCAAGUUGGGUGGCAGCUGUACUCCUUUGAUAGGUUGCUCAAUUCGCUCGCCAGGGCAUGCGGCAAUGUCGUCAACAACGACAGCAAAGAUAAGAGUCUGGAUAUCUACAACCUCUUCAGGAAAGACCGGGUCAACGACACGACUACGCACCGGGCGGAGAUUGCCUACAGGAAGCAGGUCGAGAAGUACAUCAAGGACGCCGAUACUUAUCGCAUCACCUUUGAUCCAAGCCAAAUGGAGGCAUACGUGCGACUCUUCAAGAAGGAUGACCCGACGUUCGAAUUCAACCAGCUUGACAAGAUUCGCAGUUGGCGAGCUUAUGUCGCAUCCUACAUGGCUGUCGAGCCCACGGAAACCCUUGAGUUCAACAAGCUUCGACAUCCAUACUUAAGUAAACGCUUGGCAAAGAUCGAAGAUGUGAACGAGGACGACCGCUUCGACACCUUGAAGUCAGAAGACAAAAUCACCGUCUCCAUCAUCCCAGAGACAUACACGAUGAAAUUCAUCGCGAGCGAGCCUCUCGGAACCGGAGGCGUACAGUACUUUGUGCAGCCCGACGAGAUUCGUUCCGGUGCUGGUUCCAAGGAGGACUACGAGGCCUUCGUGGAGUCACACAAGGAGCGCGCCCAGGAGUUCUUUGUGCGCAACAACGAGUGGAUGAAAAACCUUGACCGCGACGAGGUGGACAAGAACAAAGCCAAGUUCAGGAAGGACUUGGACGAGCCUCAGAAGGUUGAAGACGUGGAGAUGGGUGAUUCCUAAACGCGCGUAUAACAUCAUGCGCGCAAUCUGUUUCAUUCUUCCAGAUGGAGUGGUUUUCGGAAUUACGAAGUCUUAUUUACGCCAAUUGACUUGGUUUUCAUGUCACUGUAAGCUAGGGGUUUUUGUAAUGUGCGCAUGGCAUCUGCGAGGUUGGGGUACGGCGCGCAAAACAUACCACACGGGAACGACUUGUGGGCUUGCCUGGGGUUUGGUAGUUGCUGCGCUCCUUUGAUACACCCGGCUACUCUCUAUAUCCACUUGCAGUUUUAUGUCUCUUUUCUUUGGAAAAUACAAUCUUGGGCUUCG